AUGAAGGUAUUUCUGUUUUUAUUCGCAUCGCUUUUCUGCGGAGUGCAGGCCUUGAUACCUGCUUCAGUUGCUCAGCAUGCCGAGACGUGCGAGCCGGCUAACAGGUACAUGAGAACCUCGACCACCUCGCACACUGAGUCUGCUGAUGCCAGCUCUCAAUACCCCUCACUACAGUUAAGCACUGUGACCGAUUUUUACAACAGCGUAUACGAUGGUGCUAAGCGUAUGUUCGACAGCCUUUACGCUACUAUUGCAACCUUUGGAACUACGGCUCCAACCACUACCACCGCUGCAGCUACCCAUGAAGCUACCGCCACAACCACCACUGUCUCCUCCUCCUCCUCUGAAAUGAGUGGCUCGCCAUACAACUAUCUUACCCCCGAGGCAGCCUCAAGUGUCGUUGCUGGACUACAAGGCGCCGCUCAGGAUGCAUUGCAGAACAUCAAACAAUCCCUCCCUAAACUUGAGGACCACGGAGUUGACGCCGAGAACAUCUCUAAGGUAGUUACCGACACAUGCAAUACUGCAAGUAAGUACUGCUCCUGGCUCAAUGACAAAGCCACCCACGCAAUCAACGGUGCUCUGAGGACAACUGCUGUGAACGUUACAACCAGCUAG
Molecule: messenger RNA, 618 nt
Organism: Babesia sp. Xinjiang
Lineage: Eukaryota; Apicomplexa; Aconoidasida; Piroplasmida; Babesiidae
Exons: 1
Coding region: 1-618 (205 amino acids)
Source: RefSeq, a predicted model, not a curated record